AUGUUCACGCCAGCAGCCGUGCUUCUCAAGAAGAGGGGCGCGGGCGAGGCAGGGGCCGAGGGCGCCGACAACGCCGGCAGAGGGGCCGAGGUCGUGGGCAUCUCGAGGAAGGACAAGCUGAUGACGAAACUGCUGCCUCAACGCGAAGACAACCUCCGCGGGUCGGCGAGGGGCCAGAAAGUCGCGGUGAGGCUCAAGGUCGGCUCGCGGAUGCAAGCGGCGCUGGCGGCGAGCACAAAGCGCUGCCAGAAGGCUGGAAAGGAGGCGCGCGACGCAGUCGCAGCCGCGGAUUACCGCGGCUACCCGUUUGGCGAGAAGCCAGACGCCGACCUCCGCAUGUUGCUCUUCAGGAUGAGCGAGGCAGUGGAGACCAAGUACGACGAGGUCAAGGCCGCGGUGGCACAGGGACCUCACCCGCAGGAGUCCGAGACGGCGCUGAACUUCGGGAAGAACCUCAAGGGCCCCGAGUUGCGCCUCAAGGCGACGAGAUGCUUCGACGUGACGGCUAUUUACGUGCUCAAGGCCAAUGGCGGCCUGAAGUCCAUGAGCAUGAUUUUAGGGGACGGCGACGCUCCACGGUCCAUGGCGACCAAGGAGCUAGAGAAAUGUGUGUUCAAUGGCUGCGGGGACAGCACCAACCGCAAGCAGAAGGAUCAGAAGCGUGCGAAGAAGAAGUGGGCCUGCAAGCGCGUGGGCGCACAGGCGGUGGAUGCCAGGCGGGCCGGAGCGGCCUCGGAGCCUCCGCCGAGGCCAUGGGCCAUGCAGUUCACACAGGGCCGGGCGGCCCAUCUGCGGGAUGGAGGCCCGGCGCAGCGCGGAGCCCUGGCCGUGGCCUGCUCGGAGUGCGCGCCCGCCGCCACCGUCCGCCGGGCCGAGAGCUGUGCCUCCGCCUCGGCGUCGCGCAGCUCGACCUCGAACGAGAGCGGCCAGGCGGACGGCGUCGCGGCGCUGCACCUCGAGCCGCGGAGCGGGAGGCUGUGGGCGCUGCUGGACUCCGGCGAGGUGGCGGCCUGGGACCUCCUGACACCCAGGGCCCUCGGCCGCUGGCGCCCCGCGUGGCCAGCGCCGGAGGGGCCGCCAGCGGGGCCCCUGCGGGCCGCGGCGCUCUGCGAGGACGCCGCGUCAGGCCUUCCCCGCGGGUCACCGGAGGGCCGCCGCAGCACCGGGCCGGUGCUGCUGCGCUCGCCGCUGCCGGCGUGGCCGGGCGCAGGCUCGGCCCCCCUCGGCGCACCGUGA
Messenger RNA from Prorocentrum cordatum, 1236 nucleotides. The record is from the annotation of a GenBank genome assembly. Lineage: Eukaryota; Dinophyceae; Prorocentrales; Prorocentraceae.